Molecule: messenger RNA, 750 nt
Organism: Penicillium alfredii
Lineage: Eukaryota; Fungi; Ascomycota; Eurotiomycetes; Eurotiales; Aspergillaceae
Product: E3 ubiquitin-protein ligase MARCH
Exons: 2
Coding region: 1-750 (249 amino acids)
Molecular function (GO): zinc ion binding
Source: RefSeq, a predicted model, not a curated record
AUGGACUCGGAUCAUCCACCUCGGGUCUGUCGGAUCUGCCUGGAAACAGUCCAGCCGACCUUCCAGCCCUCUGAAUUCCUGCAGAAGCCGCGUGUGAUUUAUGAGUCGCCCGACCCUGAGCUCGGCCGCCUAUUACGUCCCUGCCCAUGCAAAGGGUCCUCGCGCUACGUCCAUGAGGGCUGUCUCCAGUCCUGGCGACAUGCCGACCCCAAAUAUGGGACGAGGAACUUCUGGCAAUGUCCCACUUGCGGCUUUCAGUAUCGGCUAGGGCGUCUGACAUGGGCCCGCUGGAUCAGUAGCGCCGCCGCCCAACUAGUUUUAACACUCGGCAUUCUUCUGUUAACUAUCUUCCUACUUGGAUUCGUUGCUGACCCCCUCAUUGAUUUCUACGUCGGUCCUGUGGACAUUUACCCAGACGUGGAACUGGAAGAAGAGGCGUCGUGGGUUGCGCAUUUCAUCAAGGGCCUGGCGUCCUUGGGCAUGUUGUCCUUCCUCAAGGCGUUGUUUACUCUGUCUCCAUUCUAUUGGAACAUGCGCUCAUCGGGCGUAGUAUCGACCGGCCGGAAUACUGGCCGCAAUCGGGUUGCCAACCUGAAUUGGGUGGUGAUCCUACUUGGUGUCGGCACAUUUCUUUGGGCAGUAUGGAAGGGCGUCCGGUCAUGGAGUAGACGCACAUUAGAAAAAGCCGGCGAAAAGGUCAUGGAUGUGCCCUUGCCGGAGGAAGAAGAAGAACAUCCCAAGGACGAAUAA